Messenger RNA from Chilo suppressalis (striped riceborer), 729 nucleotides. The record is from the annotation of a GenBank genome assembly. NCBI's taxonomy places the organism in Eukaryota, Metazoa, Arthropoda, Insecta, Lepidoptera, Crambidae.
AUGGAGAAAAAUUAUGAAAGUAAUAAAAUUUUAACUGGUAAAGAUUUUCCAGAACAUCUUACGGGGGCAACAAUGAAAACGAUUGAUCGCAUAGGUCAACAUCACAAUGUUACUGGCAUUCUUUACUGUAACCAUAGGGGCACGCAAAUAUCGACCAUACCAGAAAGCAUGUCGCAAACUCUGACGUCUAAGCUGCCUGGCUAUUCAUCCCUAGUGCGAGAGGCGCUGAAAGAUGUAGAUGUGUUUGACGAUCUCAUAGCGUACAGGAUUGAAACGAAAUCUGACGAAAUCAUGGUGGCCGCGGGGGAAAUUUGUAACAACGAAGCUAGGAAAAUGAAGAUUUUAACCAACCUGUUAAAAGAUAAACGCGAUGAAUGGUUGGUUUACACCACAGCCAACAUUAAUAACGUUAACCCGAUAGUAGACAGACUAAUGGAAGACGAUUCUGUGGACUGCGUCAUUAUGACAAAUAAAGAUGGUACACCAAUUUUGACCAAUACCAGUCCCACAACUGCUACUAACUACGGAUUGAUACUGCAUCCCAUUGGAUCUUUAGCGCAUAUUUACAUUAAAGAACUGGAUGCUCUCGACGAAGUAAUAGUGACCCGAAUUAUUACAAAAAAUGUGGAAAUUUUAAUAGCACCACACAGAGAGUUCAGCAUAAUAGUAGCUCAACACGCCACUAGACCUAAAAUGAAAGAGAAAAAAAACAAAAAACAAUUGGUUUAA